Molecule: messenger RNA, 435 nt
Organism: Dermatophagoides pteronyssinus (European house dust mite)
Lineage: Eukaryota; Metazoa; Arthropoda; Arachnida; Sarcoptiformes; Pyroglyphidae
Product: zinc finger CCCH domain-containing protein 15 homolog
Source: RefSeq, a predicted model, not a curated record
AUGCCCGCCAAAGCUAAGAACGCGCCUUCAAAGAAGGCCGUGGAAAAGGAGAAGCAGAAAAUCAUCGAGGACAAGACUUUCGGCUUAAAGAACAAGAACAAGUCGAAGGCAGUUCAGAACUACAUCAAGUCCGUGACGCAGCAGGUGAGCGGCGGCAGGUGCAGAAACGAGCAUGAGACGAAGCACCAGGCGGCGAACCGCAACAAGACGGACAUCAUUUGCAAGUACUUCUUGAGCGCGUUGGAAAACAAUUUGUACGGCUGGCGCUGGGAGUGCGUGAACGGCGAAGCCUGCAUGUACCGGCAUGCGUUGCCGGCGGGCUAUGUGCUGCAGAAGAAGGCUGCGGCAGCGAAGCCGGAUGCGGCCACGGUGCCGCUGGAAGAACAGAUCGAGGCCGAGCGCGCGGCACUGCCUUCUUCGCUGCCACCGGCCACA